AGUUUUGCCUUCGGUUACAAUGCACCAUUGCCUAACAGAAUUAUAAAAAAAAAUAGAAAAAUGAUGGGAUAUAUUAUAUUAACAGUAAGAAGUAUGUCAUGGAUGCUUUUGACGCUUAUGGCUACUCUGAUGAUAUACAGCGCCCUCUUGAAUCCCUCCUGGCUGACAGCAAAGCCGCAGAUGGCUACAUUCGAAAACGAAACUAUCUCGUAUACGCCAAGCGUGGGAGUGUACGCUAAAUGCAUUAAGCCGAUCAGUUUGAACCAUCCUUCUUGCACCUUCAUUGGGAUCGAUGGAUUGGCCACUGACUCGGAAAUUUAUCCCACCGUCUGGAAAGCUGCAACUUUAUUUUUAUAUUUUGGUUUAUUCAUCAUGUCCAUAACAGUGGUGACAAGCAUAAUAAGCUGUUGCUUUCAAAGCAUAUUCAGAAAGAGCAUAUUUACUUUGUCAGGAGUAGCACAAGGUGUAGCUGGUAUAUCGUUUAUUGUGUGCGUAAUGUUGUAUCCAAUGGCAUGGGGCACGACGAGAGUUCAAAAACUAUGCGGGAGAGACGCAUCCCCAUUUUACAUAAACGAUUGCAGCAUAGGAAAUGGUCUGUACGUGGCGGUAUUUGGAACUCUACUUACCUUCGCUUGCGCAUGUCUCUCGCUACCCGCUGAAAAGUCCACGAGCAGCGACAAGGUCCAGGACGAAAUUUUCAAGGGCCGAAGGUUUAUUUGUUUAAAAUAAGAUCGUAACUCCUCACUAAAAUUACGCCGAACUCUUUGGCGACCUUCUUCAAGUCUUCCACGUCCCUCACUCCCCAUUCGGGGUUUUGCCUUUUCAACCCGGCAUCAAACUGAACGUUCGAUUGCGGUUCGAGGACCCCGUUGACCGCGUAAGGGCCGUACGUGAUUAUUUUGCCGCCCUGCUUCAAAACCUUGCCGCCGUUUCGGAAAAACCCCACCGAGCACCCGAACGGCGUUAUGUGAAACAUGUUGACGUUGACGAUGUAAUCGAACGGGUCCGCGAAGAAAAACUCCUUGGUCACGUCAAUUUGCUGAGGUUGAUGCACGUUUUUCGUGGGUGCGUCGUCGACGUACGUUUUUAUGCUGUCCAACAGCCGCGUGUCGUAUUCGGACGGUUGAAACGUGUAGUUGGGAAAAUGCGCGGCAAAAUAGACAAUGUGUUGCCCAGUGCCCGAAGCGAUCUCCAGAACGCUUCUUUCUCCUUCGCAGUCGAACUCGCGUUUAAGCACCUCGAGGAUGAAGGACUU
Molecule: messenger RNA, 1255 nt
Organism: Brassicogethes aeneus
Lineage: Eukaryota; Metazoa; Arthropoda; Insecta; Coleoptera; Nitidulidae
Source: the annotation of a GenBank genome assembly